AUGUCUAAUUUCAAGAUUACAGAGAUGGAAGGAGAUCUCUUCAGUGCUCCAGAUUUGUAUUCAUUAGCCCACUGUGUGGCAGCUGACUUUGGAAUGGGAGCUGGUAUCGCUGUGAAGUUUAAGCAACUCUAUGGGGGAGUUAAUGAACUACUCGCACAAGCUGUUCAAACCGGAGGUGUUGCUGUACUUAAAGACAAUAAGAGAUUCAUAUAUUAUUUGGUAACUAAAGACCAAAGUUGGGACAAACCAACCUAUAGUAGUUUACGAAGUUCACUGGAAGAAAUGCGUAAACACUUGAAAUCCAACAAUGUUGAAAAGUUAGCCAUGCCACGUAUAGGAUGCGGUAUUGAUGGCCUCGAAUGGGAUAAAGUAAAUGCAGAACUAAUCGAAGUUUUUAAAAAUGAAAAUGUACAAAUCGUGGUAUACAACUUUGUACCAAAGUAG
Messenger RNA from Musca vetustissima, 444 nucleotides. RefSeq names its product ADP-ribose glycohydrolase OARD1-like. Lineage: Eukaryota; Metazoa; Arthropoda; Insecta; Diptera; Muscidae. The record is from RefSeq and is a predicted model, not a curated record. Gene Ontology annotation, biological process: peptidyl-glutamate ADP-deribosylation. The transcript has 2 exons. The coding region runs from base 1 to 444 and encodes 147 amino acids.